This is a messenger RNA of Lepus europaeus (European hare), 1958 nucleotides long. RefSeq names its product family with sequence similarity 78 member A (gene FAM78A). The record is from RefSeq and is a predicted model, not a curated record. NCBI's taxonomy places the organism in Eukaryota, Metazoa, Chordata, Mammalia, Lagomorpha, Leporidae. The transcript is spliced from 2 exons. The coding region runs from base 403 to 1269 and encodes 288 amino acids.
CGGGUGCCCGCGGGACGCGUGCGGAAGGCAAGGCAGGAAGUCGGUCCUCGGCGCGGAGCCGGAGCCUUCCUUAUUUAUGCGUCUGCCCGCGCUCGCCUCCUCCUCCGAAGGUUGAGGGAGACUCCCGGAGCUGCCAUCCCCGCGCGGGGGCCACGGAGCACCAUGGUCGUCCCCUGAACUGCGAACUCUUCCUUUUUUAACCCAAGGAAUAUCGGUGAUUUUUUUUUUCUUUUUCUUUUUUUUUGUGCAUUGCUCGGAGGAGCCCAGGGCUCGGAGAUGCACCAGAAUCCGUAUUUAUAAGAGGCCGGCGGUCGCAAUGCACAGCCCCUCUGCUCGCUGAGUUGUCUGCCCUAUGGAGAGCGGUCUUGGGAUUUGAGACUGCACCGCCGCCGCCGCCCUUCCAUGCCCGCGCCGCCUGGGACUGCUGGCCGUCCCCAGGCUGGUCGCCGACUGCUGGUCGGCGCGGUCCUGUGUGCCAUGGGCUGUAUCCAGAGCAUCGGCGGCAAAGCCAGAGUCUUCCGCGAAGGGAUCACCGUGAUCGACGUGAAGGCCUCCAUCGACCCCAUCCCCACCAGCAUCGACGAGUCGUCCAGCGUGGUCCUGCGCUACCGCACGCCCCACUUCCGGGCCUCGGCCCAGGUGGUCAUGCCGCCCAUCCCCAAGAGGGAGACCUGGGUCGUGGGCUGGAUUCAGGCGUGCAGCCACAUGGAGUUCUACAACCAGUACGGGGAGCAGGGCAUGUCCAGCUGGGAACUGCCCGACCUGCAGGAGGGCAAGAUCGAGGCCAUCAGCGACUCGGACGGGGUGAACUACCCCUGGUACGGCAACACCACGGAGACGUGCACCAUUGUGGGCCCCACCAAGAGAGACUCCAGGUUCAUUAUCAGCAUGAACGACAACUUCUACCCCAGCGUCACGUGGGCCGUGCCCGUGAGCGAGAGCAACGUGGCCAAGCUGACCAGCAUCUACCGGGACCAGAGCUUCACCACGUGGCUGGUGGCCACCAACACCUCCACCAACGACAUGAUCAUCCUGCAGACGCUACACUGGCGUAUGCAGCUCAACAUCGAGGUGAACCCCACCCGGCCCCUGGGCCAGCGCGCGCGGCUGCGGGAGCCCAUUGCCCAGGACCAGCCCAAGAUCCUGAGCAAGAAUGAGCCCAUCCCGCCCAGCGCCCUGGUCAAGCCGAACGCCAACGACGCUCAGGUCCUCAUGUGGCGGCCCAAGUACGGGCAGCCGCUGGUGGUCAUCCCGCCCAAGCACCGGUAGCGGCCGGGGCAGCUGCUCGCGUCGACUCACCGGUAAUAAUACUGCUCAGAACGAGCCCACGCACCCUGUGGUCAUUCAGCGAAGUACAACCUCUCUACCUUCAGUGGGCGGGCCCCACCGUGCCACUGGCCAGCGGCACGGGGCGGCCCUACGCUCGGCCCACGGGGUCUCCCCCGGCCCCCGGCCCUUCUUCCCUCUCCUUUUCUCAUGAUCUCCGUCGCCCACUUGCAACAGAGUCCCCGAAACACUGCUUGUCCAGUUUUCUUUCUUUUAGCUUCUCUUUGUGAGGUUCCGGGGGGUGCGGGGUGGGGGGAGGAGUCGCUGCCCCCGGGAUCAGAGGCUGCUCUGUGCUGUGGGUGGUUUGCCGGGAGUGGCGGGACCUCCCCUCGCCGCCCCGUGUCCUCUCUGACACGCGGCCUUAUGUAGAUUUGCUUUGCCAAACUUUUGCCUUAAGCUGAAUUUAAAGGGAAAAAAAAAAACACACACACACAGCGGAGAAAGCUAGCAGGAUCUCUCCUGCUGGUGGUUGGGGGCGGGGCUGGGGACGUGCCCCACCCUCCUCCGGGCUCUCUCUCGGGAGAGAUGCAGACAUCAAACCAGCGGCUCCUUCUGUGGUUUCCCAGACGGUCCGCCCCACCCCCACCCCGUGGGUUCCCUCCCCGGGUCCUGGUGGAGGAGGCGUGUUUGCU